GGCCGCAGCUCUGUAGCAGCCUAGCAGCAGCCAGUCCACGUCGGCUCGCGCUCGCUUUUGUUCCCCGUCGGCCGUCGCGCUGGCUCUGGUCUCUGCGCGCUCCACUAUGACCUUAACCCUUAAGCAAACAAGCAACUAAGCAAGCCAAUUAUCUCACCGAACAAAACGAGGAACCUUCGUUCGCGCGGUGGCGGCGGCGCGCGCUCAAUCGAUUGCCUAUAAAAGCACCACCAGGUCGAGCACUCAGACGCCUCCAUGGCUCGCAGCCUUCGCCUGAAGUCCUGAGCUGUGCGUGCUUCAUCCAUUCUACGAGGUCGAAGCUACACUGUUCGUGAUCCCAGCAGAGUCACUGCACAGACUUGCAAAGAAAAGAUUGUUAAGCUGCAGCUCUGGAUUUGUGGCGAGAGUGAGGAGGGGAAGGGAGCUGGAGGAGUCGUCCGCGGUGGCGGCUGACCGGCCCGGCACCGACAUGAGCGGAGCGUCACAGUGGCACUCCCACCGCAGCAAGCGCGCCCCGUUCGGCUACGACAACGCCCUCCCCGCCGCCGGCAACAAGCUGACCUGGCCGUUGCCGCGGCGCCCGGCCAACCAUGCGGUCUUCCUUUCCGACCUCUCCUUCCUCUUCCGCUUCGUCGCACCUCUCUUACCUGAUCCCUGCUAGGCCGCCGGCUCCUCCUCCUCCUCUUGCCAUGGGACAGGGAUACUGUGCAGCCGGUGGCAUCAGUGUGCCGGCAAGUGUGGCCGUGGACGCGGCGGCGGCGGCGGCGCCGCGGCAGGGCGCCCGGAACGCGGGCGCAGGCCACCCGCCGCUGCCGCGCCCGCCGCCGCGGCAGUGCCCGCGCUGCCAGUCCGGCAACACCAAGUUCUGCUACUACAACAACUACAGCCGCGCGCAGCCGCGGUACCUCUGCAAGGCGUGUCGACGCCACUGGACCGAGGGCGGCACGCUCCGCGACGUGCCCGUCGGCGGCGGACGCAAGAACAGGCGCGGCGGCAACAAGGGCAGUGCCUCCGCCGCAAAAGCGUCUGCCUCGGCUGAUGCGGCCGCGAUGACGCAGGGCGGGAGCGCCGCAGUCGGCGCCGACACGUUCCCGGACCUCCUGCGGCAGCUGGUCCACUUCCAGCCGGGCGCGGCGGCCGUGGGCGGGGGCGGCUACGCAAUCGACCUGAGCGCGUGGCAGCAAAUGGCCGCUGCCACGGCGCCGCCGCAGGGGACUGGCGAGGUCAGCGCACUCGGAGGAGCGGCUGCGGCGGAGGCCAACUGCAGCGCGUUGCAGUACUGGGGCGGAUGGCAGCAAGAUGACAUGCCCGGCCUUGAUGGGGCUUGCUAAAAGUAGACUACUAGUAGUGCUUGUAUCAGUGAGUACUUAUAUACGUAUAAUUUUUUUACGAAAUCCUAUAUACGUAUAUUGUAUGUGUGUACUGCAAACGUAGUACGUAAUAGCAUACGAUGAGCUUGUUUCGUCUUAGUUACGUACACGUAUAUAUGUAUGUAGGUAUGUUAUAUAUGCUGGAGUAACCUUUUGUGCACGUAGUAUGUGUUCUUAGUUGAAACUCUGCUUGCUAAUAAUAAUACCGCUAUGGUCCAAUUA
Molecule: messenger RNA, 1592 nt
Organism: Panicum hallii
Lineage: Eukaryota; Viridiplantae; Streptophyta; Magnoliopsida; Poales; Poaceae
Product: dof zinc finger protein DOF1.6-like
Exons: 2
Coding region: 591-1331 (246 amino acids)
Biological process (GO): regulation of DNA-templated transcription
Molecular function (GO): DNA-binding transcription factor activity; DNA binding
Source: RefSeq, a predicted model, not a curated record